Diuraphis noxia (Russian wheat aphid) is the source of this 1975-nucleotide messenger RNA. RefSeq names its product Sec synthetase (gene SecS). Gene Ontology annotation, biological process: selenocysteine incorporation; conversion of seryl-tRNAsec to selenocys-tRNAsec. The record is from RefSeq and is a predicted model, not a curated record. Gene Ontology annotation, molecular function: O-phosphoseryl-tRNA(Sec) selenium transferase activity; tRNA binding. Lineage: Eukaryota; Metazoa; Arthropoda; Insecta; Hemiptera; Aphididae.
AUGAACAGUCAAAAUUUUACAUUAGCUGAAAAUCUCAUACCUUCUUCGUAUGUACAGCAAGCUGCUAGUGCUUUGAGAACAAGAGAAAACUUGGCCAAGACACUAAUGGAACAAAGAAAAUGGCCAGAUAAUGGUUGGGACGAUGCAACAAUCGAAAUGUUUCUAUCAAACUUAGCACUGAUGGACAGUAAUAACUUCAAAGAACAUGCUGGUGUUGGUGAACGAGAAGGACGCAUAGCUUGCAAUUUAGUUGCAAAACGUCAUUUUCUUAUGACUCAUGGUAUUGGCAGGUCUGAAAAUAUUGCUGAAGUUCAACCUAAUGCCACAGGAUCUAGUUUAAUGAUAAAAUUAGUCAACGCUAUGCUCUUAGAGUCUAUCCGUUUUAUGGGAGUUGCAAGUGCGACUGGUUGUUUUAUGGUUCCGAUGGCUACUGGAAUGAGUUUGAUGUUGUGUAUGUUAACUUUAAAACAAGAUAGGCCUGGGGCCAAGUUUGUGCUAUGGUCUAGAAUAGAUCAAAAAUCGUGUUUCAAAUGCAUCAUUACAGCUGGUCUGCAACCAAUAAUCAUAGACCCUAUACAAUGUGGAGAUGAGUUACAUACCGAUGUACCAGCAAUUGAAGCACAAUUAUCAACACUUGGAUCAGAUAACAUAGUAUGUGUCCUUAGCACAACUAGUUGUUUUGCCCCAAGAGUAUCAGAUUCACUUGAAAAAGUUGCUUGUCUUUGUCAAAAAUAUAAUGUACCACAUUUAAUUAACAAUGCAUAUGGUUUACAAUCUACCAGACUGAUGCACUCAAUCCAAGAUGCGUCAAGAAAAGGGAGGAUUGAUGUUUUUGUUCAAAGUACUGACAAAAACUUUUUAGUUCCUGUUGGAGGUGCUAUUAUUGCUGGGUUUGACAAAACUAUUUUAGAUAAAAUUACUAGAAAUUACCCAGGAAGAGCAUCUUGUAGUCCUGUCAUGGAUAUCUUCAUAACAUUACUCUCAUUGGGUACUAAUGGUUAUAAAGAAUUGAUAACACAGCGUAAAGAAGUACACCAACAUUUACGAAAAGAACUUGGAAAGAUUGCAGCAAAAUAUGGUGAACGUUUAUUGGACAUACAAAAUAAUCCUAUAUCUAUAGCUAUGACAUUGACAUCAUUGAGUGUUCCAAAUGCGACUGAAACUGAUACAAAAAAAUUAAGUCAGCUAAGCUCCAUGAUGUAUAUGCGCCAUGUUACAGGUUGCAGAGUUAUUUCAUCUGUUGAAGUCAAAGAUGUUUGUGGAUAUAAAUUUGAUGGUUGGGGAGCACACAAAUCCAACUACCCUUGUCCUUAUAUUACAGCUGGUGCCUCAAUAGGUGUUAAAAAGUCUGAUAUUGAUUUGUUUAUACAAAAAUUGGAUAAAGUUAUUGCUAGGUUAAGAAAAUCGCCGCCAUCCAAUCUGGAAACUCCAUCAUCAUCUGAAGGUAAUGAUACCACUUCAAUGCGACGUACAGCAACAGUUGCAUCUAGCUAUCGAAGCACAGUAAAUGGAGUUUACUCUACUGGAGACGGCAGUACAUCAACUUCACGCACAUCUAGUGUUGAUAACUUACGUAAACAUUAAUAAUUAUGUUUACAUUCUAGACAUCAUUUAUACUACAUAUUAUAAUGUAUGUAAAUGUUCUAUUUUAGUCAAUUUUUGCUUGUAGAGCAGAAAGGGAUCUCUGGAGUAGUUAUAUUUUAAAAUAUUCAAUAUUGAAUCCUUAACUCUUAGUAGUUGGUUAUUUUAUAUGGUUUUGUUUAUAAAAGUAUUAGAUGAUACCUAUCAUCAUGACGUGUUAGGAUUUUUAGAAAUUAUUUAAUCUUGUUCAGAUGCCUAUAGACUGAAUGACUCAAUAGUUCUAUUUAUGUAAGUAUAAUGAAAAGCAAAGCUUAAGUCUUAAAUUUAAUUAAGUUAAUAUUUUUAAAAAUAUAAGAAGUCUAGUCAUAGUAUUCUAAGGUAAAAUUUUGAUGUU